Molecule: messenger RNA, 8501 nt
Organism: Caenorhabditis angaria
Lineage: Eukaryota; Metazoa; Nematoda; Chromadorea; Rhabditida; Rhabditidae
Source: the annotation of a GenBank genome assembly
AUGUCUUCUCAAUUACGCGCGGCGCUUGCCGCUGCCGACUCCCCAGCGCCUCUGAAACCUCCAGAUGCUGAAAAUACUACAGGAGGACUUGAAGAAGGCAGUGAAGAUGGUAAGUCGUUUUGAAUUUGUCGUUUUAGACUAGCUAAUCACUAUACCGUUAUCAAAAACUAGUUAGCUCAUGACUAAAUAUGAAUGAAUUUGACUUGCUAAACAAGGUAAUCUUAUCAGUACAACGAAAUUAGAUAUCUACUAGCAACUAUAUGUUUCAUAAGACCCCAUCACAUUCAGAAAUUGAAAAAUUCCAGACCGUCCACAGUUACCAGAAGUUCCGGAUCGUUGUGGUCCUCAAACAAUUCCACUAAGCGUUCUUCUCGAUUUUGCAAUUCAACAUGUCUACCACGAAAUCACAGUCUCUGCCGAAGUUUUGCAGCGAAAAUCAGAAUCUGAUCAGGAGAAGAAAAUCGAACUCGUAAAAUUCGCGCACUCAACUCGAAAUCAAUUCGUAAAACUUCUAGCUUUAGUAAAAUGGAUAAAAAUGUCGAAAAAGUUAGAUGUCUGCAAUUCGAUCAAUUAUUUGUUAGAACUACAGUCUCAUUAUUAUAUCGAUGCUGCAGAUCGAUUAGUUGCAAUGACAAGAGGAGAUUUAGUGCUCGCAAGACUUCCUGAAUAUCAAAUUCUUCCCGCAAUCGAUGUUUUAACCUUGGGAACUUAUCAUCGAAUGCCAACAAAAAUCAAAGAUGCAUUUAUUCCUCCUUCAAAAAUCACAGCAAGAGAGCAAAAUGUAGUGCUGGCUCGAUUAAAUCAAUUAAUUGAGACUAGAUUAUCACGUGCUUCUACUGGAUUAUCUCCAAGAUUUGAGCAUAUUGUUGUGAUGAAUGGUAUGGCAAUUUUAACAGUUCCGGGAGAAUUCGAAGUCAAAAUGACAUUAUUGGGAGAGACGGAAAAGACAAAAUGGACACUUUUGAAUAUUAAAAUAUUGGUGGAGGAUUAUGAAUUGGGUUUGGGAAUGCCAUUGGUGCAUCCGAUUCAGGUUAAUCAAUUACAUGCGGUGCUGCAGACAAGGAUGGAUGCCUCGAAAAAUGUGAGUGAUUUUGAGGGAAGCGAGGGACAGACUGGGAAAAUUAAAAUAAAAUAUUUUGUUCUCAAUUUUCCACGUAAAAAACGUGACCCAGUUUUUAUCUCACAUUUUUUUCGAAAGAAAAAUGGACCGAAAAAUGAAAUUCCAACAUUUCUAGUGUUAUUUUUGAAGCCAAUCAACGAAAUUAUCACAAUUUCAGGUAAAAAUCAAAAGAAGUAAUCUUUUUGGACAUUUUUGCAUUUCAAAGUUUUUUGAGUUGAAAAUUAUCAAUUUCUCACUAAAAGUCCUAGUUUUGAGCUAGAAAAAUUAUAAAAAUAAUUUUCAUCUCAAAAAGACCCGAAAUUUCUUAAUUUUCACUCGAUUUUCACCCUCAAAAUCCUAUUUUUUCCAGCCAAUCAACGAGAUCUUCAUAUUUCUGCACAAUUUCUGCGUUUCCCUUCAAUUAGACGUAUUAUUUUGUCAAACUUCUCGAUUAGCAGCUGGUCGACUUCGAGAUAAUAUAACAAUCGAAAAAUAUGAUCCAAAAGAGCGUUGUUUAAUUGUUGGAUAUUGGGUGAAACGGUCGAAAAGUCGAAAAGUUACGUUAGGAGCACCGAAAUCUGAAGCACAAUAUCGAUUGCAAAUAUUUGAGGAUAAAGAGGAUAAGAUUUCGGGACUUAAAGUUCGACAUUUUCCACAUGCACCGCAUUUGGGAAAAUUGGAUUGUAGAACAGGGUGAGUUUUUUGUUUUACCUAGAAAGUAUUAAAAAGUAUCCUAUUUUGAUCUGAAAAUUGAGAUUUCUAUGCUAAAAUAUCAAUUGUCUCCGAAUAUAUCAUAUUUAUCUUGCAAAUCUGAAAUUUAAGCUCUGAAAAAAUAAUCCGAAACUUAUGUUUUUUUUCAAAAAUGCACAUUUCUAGUUCAAGAAUUCCAUCAUUUUCUUAUAAAAACAGCUGCGGCACGAUUUUGUGGGCGGAUCCUAUUUCCCCCAUAUUUUUCCCGUUUUUUUGGAACCAUUUGUUGAUCUCUUAAUCUUUUGAAUCGAUUAACAGAUCAACGAAAUGGUCAAAUCUCAAAAACACUGAUUUUUUAUAUGUAAUUUUUGAAACAGUGGAUUUUUUUUGAAAUCGAAAAAUUUGGAUUGUUAUAACUUUGUAAAGAGAUUUUCCAAAUAUGCCACGUCACAACUCAUGUUCAAAGUACAGUUUCAAAAAACUAAGAGUUUUCAGAAAUAAAUCGAGUAAAAAAUUGCGAAAAAUCCACUGUUUCAAGAAAUGUACAUAUCGAAUCUCAAUGAAAUUUUUUUUGCUGUAACAUUUUUUAUGGAAGGAAAAAAGUGUAAGGUUGUGAAGUUAAAAUAUACCAAAAGAAAUUUCAUGAAUUUUCUACUUACAAUUUAUGGCCGGUAUUUUUAUAUCCGAAAAAUCGUGAUUUUCAGGCGACUUUCAAUGGAUCGCCUUUUAUCCGAAACAUAUGUUGUUCGAUGUCGAGAAAGAUUGCUUAGACUUCGUCGAAUUAUCGAAACUGCAGAUCCGAAAUUGAAAAUCUCGUUGACUGGAUGUGCGAUGCCCUCUUUAUCUAUGGCACUUUUGAAUGAUUCGACACCUGAUGAAUUUUUGGUGGUUUCGGUGAAUUCGUUUUGUGGAAAAGUUAUUUGUUCGAUUCAUAGAAUUAUUGGUGAGUCGAUUAUUUUUUUUGGGUGGGAAAUUGUAGAUUUUGAGGCAUGAUUUAUUAAUUUAUUUUACUGAAAAUGCUGAAAAUCAAAAACAAUUGGAGUACGUUCAACAUUUUUAUUCUGAUUAUCAAAAAUAUUCUGUGAUUUUUGAAACAGUGAUUUUUUUUUUCAUUUUUCAUAUUUUUUUUCGGAAAAAUAAAAUAAAAAAUCUCACUGUUUCAAAAAUUUAUGAAAAUUUCUGAAUUUUUAUUUCACAACGAUACUUCUUCAUAUAUUCCUCAUUUGAAUAUCAAAUUGUUUUCCAGAAAAUACAGAAGAUGUAACUGAAUUCGGUCGAGCUCUCUACAGUAAUUGCUCACUGGAAACAAUACGAAAAUUUUUGAAGAAAUUGAGAAUCGCAAUUAUUAUCGAAAGAUAUCGAAGAUCUAUCAAAUCGCAACCAGUUCGAGAAAAAACUGAGAAGGAAAUGACGAGUUUUUUGAAAAAGGUGAGGGUUUUUGAGGCAAUCGUUGCAAUUUUUAACCCAAAAUCAUGCUUUUCAGAUGCCCGAAUCUUUGCCCGAACAUCGAAUGUAUUUACAAUUUAUGCGAAGUUCAACACAUUAUUUAUUGGUCACUUUCGUUCCGCAUCCAACUGAAAUUGUCACAAUUGAAUUGUAUUUAUUGCAAAAUGAGGAAAAUCGGACACAAAUGUUGAGAAUUGAUAAUGUGAGUGUUUUGGAGAGAAAAUUGGGUAUCUUUAAGUGAAAAAUUAAUAUUUUCCGUUAACUUUUGACGUUUCUAGCGCCAAAAUCAUCACAAUAUUCAAAUUUCACUGAAAUUUUGAGUUUUACUGCACAUUUUCAUUUUUUUGACAAGAAACCCCUUAUUUUUAAAGGAAUUUGAAAUUCUCAAAAAAUUUGAAGAAUAAUGCAGAAUCUCGUCAUUUUCUAUUUUUUUUAUUGUUUCAGCAAGUUCACUUGUUCUCUAAACCAAUUCGCGAAGCUCUUUGUGUUGGUUCAUUGAGCACACGAGAGAAGAAUUCGAAAGCCGGAAGAGAACAGCGAUUGGCAUUUGCGAUUUCGGCCAUCGAAGAUCGCCUAACUUACAUGUUUAUUGCGGAUGAAUUGGUGAAACGUGGAAUGGAAGUUGAUAUGAAAUCGGAUGAAAAUCAUGUUCCGGGUGGAUUGACUUUGCAUAUUACGGAGUUAGUGGUUUUUUGGGUGGGAAAAUGCGAAAAAUAGAGGGUUUCAAUGUUAACUUUGCAAAAUUUACUGUUUCGAAAUUUUAUUUUAAAAACUUAGCUAGAAAUGAUUUAGGUUGAUCUAUAAAAAGAGAGAAAUCGCGAAAAAGAAAAAAAAACAUUUUUUGCACUAAAAUUCAACCUAAAAUUCAUUGAAGAUUCAUGUGGUUAAUUUUUUAGAUCAGGACAAGUUAUAAUUUAAUUCUGAUAAUUUUUCACUGUUUCAAAAAUUUUAUUCAUUUUUUUUGACUCUUUGAAAUUUUAGUGCAUCCUCAACCUGGUGUUUCGAAAUUUCAACAUUAUUUUUGACCCAGAAAAUCUCCACGUGGCAAAUUUAUCCGAAGUCGCCCAAAAAUUUAUGUAUCAGUGUUCAAUUUACGAGAAAAAAUCUUAUUAUUUUUUCACUGAUUCGAAAUUUUCGAUUUUUCGAAUCGGUAAAUUAACUAAAUGUUUUUGCCAGAUAAUUUUAUUCUAAUUUUUUUGCAGUUGCUCAAAAGUUGUUCCAACCGAUGUUGUCGAAUUUUUCAAAUGUUGUGUUCGAACUUGUAUUCGAAUGGACAAUCGAAUGCGAAACUCGUUUCAAUUUGAAAUGUGUUUUGAGAAUAUUCCGCUGGUUCGAGAUGUUCCUUAUGGAUUACCGCAUCGAAGAAUUGGAGAGAAGGUGAGAUUUUUGGGAUAAUUUUAUUUGGGAUUUUUGAUCCAAAAAUUCGAGCUUUUUAGAUUUAAUUUUUCACCAUAAUUCAGAGAUUUUUCGCUAACUUUUUGAUGUGAAAAUUGAUAUUUUUCGGUUUUUUCAGACACAAAUUGAGAGAGAAAAGGUAAGAAAUGUGCUAACCCUAAAGCUUUGCAUGAAAUAAAACCCCCGCUUUUUAAUUUUUGUUGCUUUUUUUGUCUGGAAAUUUGUUCUGUUUUUGCUUUGGCUGAAUAUAACAUUUGCUUGGGGAAACUUUGGGGGAAAAUUUCGCUUUGUUUUUCGCUCCAAAAAUAUCUACGCUUUCAUUGAAGCUGGAAAUUGCUGAAAAUCGAAGAUUUGAAUGUAUUUUUGCAUCAAAACAAAGCCGGAAAUUUGCCGAACAAAUUUACGUUUCAACUUUUUUAUAGCAGAACAUUUUCAUAAUUUUAAAAUUAUGAUUUCAACUUAUGAGAUUUUCGAAUCAACUAAUUUUUUACACAAAAUUCAAUAACAGCUUUUUUUGUAUCUAAUCCUAACGGUUUUCACCGCCAACUUUUCAAUAAAAAUUCAAAUUUCCCCUCGAUAUUCCCUAUAUUUUUUUUAGAAUACAACUUGGAUUCAAGAAAUCAGUUUGGUUCAAGGAUCAAGUGCAACUUUAACUCCCGACAAAGUUGUCGAUAAUAUAAUUCAUCGAUUGGCGAGAUAUUUGAAAAUGUAUAAAGUGACACAUGCUUUUUCGGUGGCAUAUCAUGCACAUUAUCAUAAAUUGUGUAGUGUGAGUUAUUUGAAAGAUUUUGAGCUGAAAUCCUUGAAAUAAUUUUGAUUUUUUAAAAAAUUAUCUAAUUCUCUGUUUUUCAGAUUGAAGCGUAUACUUUCCACAAAUUAGUCAUUUCAUAUGGUGAACAAAGAGAUCAAUUGUUGAUUUUGGCUUUUGACCCGACAGAGGGUUUUAGAAUCAAUUUUGGACAGGUGAGCCAUUUUUUUGAGGGGAAAAAUUCUGCUGUUUCAAGAAUUUCAUGAAUAUUUGACAAUAAGGGAAAUCAUUAGUAUGAAGUACGACUUGUCGUUUUCAAAAAAAAAAUACUGUUUCAAUUUUUUCAUUUACCGAAGCACUAUUGUCUUAUAUUUUAUAAAAGAUUUGUUUUUCAGUUUUUCGAUCAGAAAAAUCCACUGUUUUAAAAAAUUCAUAUUGAUAAUGGAGGUUGCAAAACUAAUGAAAAUAAGGAUUGAACUCGAAAAAUUAGUAAAUAUUUGAAACAGUGAUGUUUUGACAGAAAAUUGAUUGUUUUUUUUUGAAAAAAAUCUUGUUUCAUCAGUUAUAAAAAUAACCAGAAAAAAUAUGAUAAUUUUGAAACAGUGGAUUUUUAAUAUUAAUUUUUUCAUUGUUUCAAAAUUACUGUUCUAUGUUUGGAAACCAUUGUUUCUUCCCGAAUUACCUACUCUAAAAGUUCAUCAUUGUUCAUUUUUUUUGCAGACAAUGCCACACCGCGAAUUCAAUUCGGCCGAAAUUGAUUGGCACAAAAAACCGCGCUGGAAUCCGCAUUCAAUGAUUGCAAAUUCGCUGAAAGAACGACUAAAAGCCACGGAUGAUUUGGUUUGGGUGGUGAAUUAUGUGAUUGAGACAAUGAAACCAAUGCAAUCACUUGGAAUGUUUAGUCGAAUUCGAUUUUUGAGUCAUAAGGUGGGAUAUUUUUGGAAGAGGGAAUAUGGAUGAAAAUUGUAGAAAAAUCCUUUAAAGGAAUUUUCUUCAAAAAAUUCCAAAAAUUUUGAGGAUUGUUUUAAAUUAUUCACGUUUCGAAAUUUUUAUAAUCAAUAGAAUUUUUUGAUUCAAGGAAUUUUUCUCGCUCGGAAAUUUAUUUCAAAAGCUCAUUUUUGAAAAAUUACACAUUUCCUAAUUUUUUGAAAAUUAUAAAUUUUUAUCUGAAAAAUUUUUCUAAAUAAAAACAUAUUUUUUGAAAAUUCAAUCAAAAUUACAUAGUUCUAUGGAUUUUGAUCUGAAAAAUCAAAAAUAUAUUAAUUUUCAACCGAAUUUAAUUGGCAGGUCGCCGCGCAACUUCUCAACCAAGACAUUUUCUUCCCAUAUCGCCUCAAAUAUCAUCUGAGCGCCAUCGACGAAACCACAAUUCGCCUCCAAUACGCAAAUAUUGUUCUCGAAUUCAAAAUGUUGGCCGAGGCAAAAGUCGCAAUUCGAGAUUGUUCAAGAUAUCGACCGAAAUGCGCCGGAAUUCAUCAGAUUUUCAAAAUUCUCUCAAAUGGUCAAUCGACAACUUUAGAGGAUGAAAAAGAGGUGCCAGCGUCGGAUAACCCGCAUUUCGCCGGAACUCCGCCGUUUUUACCGGAUCCCUAUUUGGUUUUACCGCCGAGUUGUGUUGAUUUACAACAGGAGAAUAUGAGGACGAGUACGAAACCGGUUGUGAUUCCACAUGAUGUGCUCAUGUUGGCAACUGAUUUCAAGGAUUAUGGUGAGUGAAAUUAGAAGGACACAAAAAUAAAAUAUUUAAAAAAAUGAAAAAUAAUGUUUUUUUCUCUUCAAAAUUUUCACUGUUUCAAAAUUUUUAUGUAAGAAUACAUAGGUUGUGUUUUUAGAAUGUUACAAAUUUGGAAACUAGCUAAAUUUUAUUAAAAAUGAUCUGACACACCUUUUUUUGGUAUGCCAUUUUUAAGAAUUCGGUCUCUGGAGUCUUACCAAAAUUCACUGUUUCAUCUUUUUUUUCAAUGGGAUUUCAAAAUAAUAUCGAGGGCCUAAUUUCUUUGAUUUUCCUCCCGAAAUUCUCAAUUUUUCUUCAUUUUUUGCAGAUGGUCGUAUGACAUGUCCAUUAGAUGAUUAUCUAUCAGCCAUCACAUAUUUAUUGGAUAUUCGUGUCUCAUUAGAUCUCCUAACUCAUCCACCAGCUCCAAAUUUGACACCAACAGCAACCUAUUCGGGAAGUAUCACAUAUUUGGACAUUCAGGCGAAUGUUAUCAAAUUUCGAGCCACACAAUUGGAUGGACAAGGACCGAAUACAACAAAUAUGGUGUAUUAUACAUUGUAUAUUAGUCCAAUUAAUGGAAGUUGUAAAUGUGCUGUGGAGUUUGGUGAGUUCUUUGGGAAGGGAGGCGGGCAAUUUUUAGUGGGAAACCACAAGAAAACGAAGUUGGAAAUUAUUCAAAAUGUUAAUUGAAUCAUUUUUUGCUAGGGGAUAAUUUCAUAUCCAUUCAUUGAAACGUAGAAAAUCUUGGAAUAUUGGAAAUAUUUUGUAGGAAGCUACAAAAAACAAAUUUUUAAAAAUAUUUUUUUUAGAAAAAAAGGUUUUCCUAGAAUCCAAACAAUAGGAGAAGCAUUUAAAAUUUUUUAAAUAAUUCAAUAUCUUUUUUGAAACGUAGAAAAUUUUGGAAAUUCUAGACAGUUUUUAUAUUUUUUUCACGUUUCAAAAAUUACCUUUUUUUGUGUUUGGAAUCAAAUCAUCGACUGUUCUGAAAAGUAGAACAAUGUUGAUGUGCUAAUUUUGAAACAGUAAAAAUCUGAGAAUUUUUGUUCUGAACAUUUUUUAUUUUUUGUAUUUUUUUACUGAAAAUUGUGCCGCAGUAGCAAGUCAGUUCCCUCACCCCAAACCAUUUAUUCCGAUUUUUCAGACGAAGGUUCGAAUCCAGCAGCAACGCCUGAAAAUUUGCAAAUCUUCUCACAAUAUUUCGAAAAAGUCGUAUUAUUAUCGAGAAAUGAGACAGCCAUCCAAACAUUUAUUUUGUUGACCAGAUUGACGGCUCACGGAGCAACAAGUAGUAUUGCAAAUGUGAUGAGUGCACAAAUGGUAAGACAUCUUUUCUGGGUGGUAAAUUGGUUUUUCAAUCUAAAAUUGACGCCAAAAAUUAAGCACGAAUUGUUUUUACAAACAGUUGA